UAAUCUGAAAUACGAGAGUGUAACUCUGCAGCAGGUUUUUAAUUAUCGUACGAUUCUAACCGCUGGUUAUGCAGACGAACCAAUGUUCAUGAUGUAAUAGGAUGGGCAAUAGCCAAGAAAUUGUACACCAAUGUAACCUACAUUAGGGUAAGUAGUUAUGAACAUACUCUGCCUUGCCUGGAAGAAAUGCCAGCAUGUGCCUGGGCCCUUUUUUUCUUUUCAGCAGAGAGCUGCAGAGAAAUCUCCCCACCCCCGAAAAAAAACCCCAGCUCGAAUGUAAAAAUUUGCAGGCUUGACAGGUCACGAUACCGCUAGGGCCACGCUCACAUGCAGAGCGUACACCAUGGUCAUUAUGUCAAAUCCCUAUACAGACGCUUGCUAUCCGAGGCAGGAUUGUUCUUUGAUAGCAGAGCUAGAACAUUCAUGGUCAAUCGUAUAAAACAUCGGUUUCGAGAAUGUCAACGUCUGAAUGACCUGGAUAGAAUAAAAACUAAAAUAAUAGAAGGACGAAAGUAUUUACAUAGUAUUGAACGCGCCAACAUCAAUGAUCAAAAAUGUGUCAUGCGUAUCUUGAGAGCAGCAUACGGUCGAACCGGGAAAGUGAGACACUAUAUAUUGAUGCCAUACAUAGAACCCAAUCCAGCAUCCAGUUUCCGGAACCCCGAACCCUUCUACCCACAUAUCCCACACACAGCCCCGCCUGCACCUUUGUGCCCGCCACUACAAAUAUUGAUUACCCAGUUACAAAACAAGAAGCUAGAGCCCGAAUUACCAGAGCCAAGGUAUAAGCCUUUGCAUUUGGGCAGAAAGGCGAACUUACUGUGGGCCUGGCGAUCCAAGCUAUUGUCCAAAGCGCAAGUUCCCCUUCCACUGGAAAUUUUGAAUGAGUUGGAAUCAAACGCCACACUGCCUAACCUCGGGGUAAACCUCACAGUCGACGGAGGUCCGCGCUGGGAAAUGAUGUAUGGACCAAGGCAACGGAAAUACCAACGAGAACGUAAUGAGCAGUUCAUAUUCUUGGCCCAUUUGGAUCCACAUGCCCCACUAGUUCCAAGAAACAAGCUCCAACGACGACUUCCCCUACCUAUGUCACCUUACUCUAACCCUUUUUCCACCGUGUCGCCGUUUUCAACUGCUUACAUGCUUGGCUUGAUAGAGGAAAAUAACAAUGAUGAAAUAGAGACCAAGCAUCUAACUGAGUUGAAGCCACGUCAAAUACGUCGAUAUUACCAACGGCUGCUGUCAGAAAUACCCUGUAUGACUGGUCUAUCAUCAAGAGAAAUGCUUUGGGACUCCAAUCAGAAAUAUACCCUAUUUACGUCAUUGGCUUCUGUCAGUUCUCCCCGACGUACACUUUCAGGCGACGAAUUACCAUGUGAAGACGUGAUGGAACAAUCGAUUGCAUCUUCUGGAAAUAAGAGGAAACAGUCAAAACAUAAAAAGAAGCAGGCACCAUGAUAUAGAAGAUGACGAUGCGGUGUAUUGUGGUGUCUAACGAGCCUCGAUACGCUCGGAUGUAGAAAAAUGAAUUAUGUUUAACAAAAAAAAACCAAUGUGUGUAUAAAAGAGCUGACAUUAUUGCAAAUUUAAAAAUUUGGAUAUACAAAAGAACCCGGUAGUUUGAUGGCCAUUUAGUCAGAGUCAUCAAAUACAAUCUUUUUGUUUCCUAGACCACCUGCACCACUGAGGGCCUUGGCCAUAAGAUCUUGCUGUUGCUUCUUGGCUUCCCACGAUGGAUGAAGUUGCUCAGUGCUGGCUUUCGCCUUGGCUGGUUGAGAAGGAUUAGAUGCAUUGGAUCUUCUCUUUCCAAGGGAGAUAUUGUUGCCUCCUGAAGCACUCUUCUUCAUUUGUCGUGCUAACUUUCUUUCCUCCUUAGCUUUUUCAGCCUCCAACUGCGCCUUGACGUGAUUGGCUUCUUCGCCAUACAACUUUUCAUACAUCCUUC
Molecule: messenger RNA, 1945 nt
Organism: Umbelopsis ramanniana AG
Lineage: Eukaryota; Fungi; Mucoromycota; Umbelopsidomycetes; Umbelopsidales; Umbelopsidaceae
Exons: 4
Coding region: 328-1458 (376 amino acids)
Source: RefSeq, a predicted model, not a curated record